This is a messenger RNA of Cololabis saira (Pacific saury), 2972 nucleotides long. It is a transcript of the gene phf23b, whose product is annotated as PHD finger protein 23b. The record is from RefSeq and is a predicted model, not a curated record. Lineage: Eukaryota; Metazoa; Chordata; Actinopteri; Beloniformes; Belonidae. The transcript is spliced from 5 exons. Gene Ontology annotation, biological process: negative regulation of autophagosome assembly; negative regulation of autophagosome maturation; positive regulation of protein ubiquitination. Bases 449 to 1417 code for a protein of 322 amino acids.
AGAGGCUUCUGCCGCGCAGGGAGAAGAAGAUCGUGCAGAAUAAAACCUGAACUCUACUCUAGUCGUUUGUAUGCUGACCGAAGGAACCAAAAAACUUAAUCUGAUAACUUCCCAUAAUGGAUAUGCAACCGGAUCCCGCACUUACUUAACAAGCGCGUACCCGCUGGAGAGGUUUAAUGCCUGCUGUUCGCGGUCUUAUUAGUGCCACGGUAGAUUUAAGUGCACCGCGUUAAGCGAUAGGGGAAUUAAUACGGACGGACUGUGUUUUUCCGAUCAAGGAUCUACCCCAGCUCCCCCUCGCAGGGAGGCAGCCCCAGCAGGAGUCUCUGGUGGUCGGGGCUGAGUCUCCAGACCUCCCGGGGAAGGAGGCGCAGCCAGGCCGGGGAAGGAGCCCCUUAUCCCCGCAAGCUGCCUCCCCCUGCUCCGAGGCCUCGGCGGCGAGGCCACAAUGCUCGACAUAAUGUCCGAUCACCAAGAUUCACUGUUGACAUGUAAAACGGAACCUCUGCCUCCAGAGAGGAAAAAGAGAACCGUGGAAGACUUCAACAAGUUCUGCAGCUUUGUCCUGGCUUAUGCCGGGUACAUCCCAAGUCCAAAAGAGGAAAGUUCCUGGUCCCCAACUUCAUCCAGCUCUGCUCACAGUUCCGGGUUGUCGGGAGAUGGAGGUGGUGGAGGCAGCAGCUCCAUGGGUAACACCUGGCCGGACGGGAGCUCCGACAUCCACACCAUCCACACCUUUGUCCGCAAAGCUCGAGCAAACAAGGGCAAAAAUGUUCGCCGCAUGCACUCUGAUAGCACUCUCCUGGACAAGAUGCGCCUGAAAGACUCCCUGUACGAGAACCAGGCCAGCACAAAGGCCGAGCGUAAGAAGGACAAAAAACUGAAAAAGCUGUCUCUUGGCUCUGCUGUGACUGCAGCAGAUAGCGGCAGCAGCGAAAGCGAGAAAAGGGCACGCAUCAAGCGCAGCAAAAACCCCUCCAAACAGCCCAAAGCAAAGAAGCUCAAGAGCGCAGCCGUUCAAAGCGAGACGGACUCCGAGGCGCGGAAUACACACACCGAUGUAAAAGCUGACAGAGAGGAGCUGGAGCUGCACGGGGGCCCCACCUCAAGCAUGCAGGGAUUGGGGAAAAUGCAGCCAGACGAAUCCAUUAGGGAAACAGAGAUGAGCUCCAGUGAGGGCGAGACAUGGAUUGCAGAUGAAGACAUUAUGGUGGAGUCAGGGGACGAUUCAUGGGACUUGAUUACCUGUUACUGUGGGAAACCAUUCGCGGGACGACCUAUGAUCGAAUGCAACCAGUGCAGCAUAUGGGUGCAUUUGUCAUGUGCGAAGAUCAAAAAGUCAAAUGUUCCAGACAUCUUUUACUGCCACAAGUGCAGAGACUUGCGGCGGUCGUCGGGGCACAAAAAGGACACUUAGGGGUGACGGGGACUGAAGGGAGGAGCACCCCUCCUGUUUCUGCUGUUCUCUGACACUUGCUUACUUGGAUGCCUAGAGCCAAAACAGCCUAAAUAAUCACAUGGACGACAACUGCAUCGUCAGUUGAUGGGAUUUAUUUUGACAAUCGCAACCAUUCUUAUUAAUCCCUGUUUUGUUUUUUUCUUUCUUUCUCUUUUUUUUUUGGCUACUGUGAAGAACUGGACGGAAGACAGUGAUGGUUGAGAAUAAUUUGUUUAAUGAUUCCUCCAUUAAUUGGCGUUAUCUACUGUGCUGGUGAUGUGCACAUGCAUCUUUUAUUACUUAUUUCUUACUCAUUCAGGGAGCUUUUUGUCUUGUAAAUUAGCCUCUGAAUGAGUACAGUUCACAGUUUCUUAGCCAUUGUUUGUUAAACUUAAAAAACCAAUGCCAUUGUUUCUAAACUUAAAAACCAAUGCAAGUUUUACACACUGACAAAACUAUAGCUUAUAUAUUGUAUUUCUUGAGGGAUGGAAAAUGUCACUCCCGUCAUUUGUUUGGAAUACGUCAUACUGCUUGAUGGGCAGCUCUUUUUUUUUUUUCUUUCUCUCCUUUUUUCUUUCGAUUCAAAUUUAUUUUGAGGGUCUUUUCUUUGUCAGUGAUCACCACUGAACCUGAAAAUGUAAAGUUCUCACUCCUUUUUAAGAAAUAAUUCAACGUAUAAAAUCUUUCAUGGAGCUGAUUUCUUUUUUUUUUUUUUUUUUUUAUUUUAAGUUGCAUACAAGACAACUGUUUCAGCCAAGCACUUUGAAAAUACUAAUUCUUAUCUAUGGUUUUGGCUGCAGGCAUGGCUGUCGAUGGGGAAUUUGAGCUACAGUUGAAAAAAAAAAUCUGUUCAUGGCUGCAUUUAUUCAUGACCGAACUUUUAAGUUUUCUUUUCUUUUCUUUUCUGGCUCAUUAAUCACUGAUGAGCCAUCUACCAUGAACAAAUUAUACGGCAGAAUAUAUUUAAUUUUUUGUUGUGUGUGUGUGUGUGUGUGUGUGUGUGUGUGUGUUUUGUCAAGUCAUCUGAAAAGAAGGGGCUUAACAUUGCUGUAAGACAACUGGUUACGGUGCUUUGUUUUUUUCAAAGUGGCGCUGAAGCUUGUUUAUAAAAAUGGUUGUAAGAUGUUUGUUUUACUAUUUCACGUUAUGGUUUAUUUCUUAGCUUUCUGAGAAACGGGAUUACAGAUGCACCUGCAUCAGAGGAAGGACACGAGAUUGUCUCACGCCAGGAGCAAGUUAUAGUGUACAGAAAAAAAGAAAAAAAAAAGUCGAGGCUGCGUAGGUUUUGGCAUUUGUUUAUUUUUGUUUUUACCAUGUGCUUUUUUUGUUUUGUUUUUUGUUGGGAGAGUUUUUGCAAGUCUUUAGUAGCAGUUGCACUCUUCUGUACAAUUUCAAUUCUAUGUACAUAUCCUGUUCUUUGACAACUGUACAUAUGUGAAAGUGAAGAGAAUACUCAAGCAAAUUCUAUAUUUUCUGCAGUCUAAUAUUGUUUUCUUUAAUUGUAGCUUGGAAAAUAAAAUUCUUUGAAAUGAUA